Molecule: messenger RNA, 2089 nt
Organism: Phoenix dactylifera (date palm)
Lineage: Eukaryota; Viridiplantae; Streptophyta; Magnoliopsida; Arecales; Arecaceae
Product: glycosyltransferase BC10-like
Cellular component (GO): membrane
Molecular function (GO): glycosyltransferase activity
Source: RefSeq, a predicted model, not a curated record
CCAUCGGAGGGCUGGUUCGCCUCGCUCUCGCGACAAAGAGAGGGAGUUCGAGUGGUGGGGUUGGAGAUAGCGAUCGAGAGCGGAGAAUAUUUGCCCCAAUCCACGCGUUUCUCAUCGGGAUCCCUAUUUAAAUCCCGUCCCUUCUUUCCAACGGCUCUAGCCAAUCGAUAUCGAUCUCGCCCCUGCCCUAGAUUUGAUGGAGGAGAGGGGAACAAGGGGACGGAUUUGUUUGGCUUCGAUUCUUCUUUAGGUCAUUCUCGUGUUCGAUCUCGAUCCCGGGGGAUUUCGUUUUUUUUCUCUCUUCUGCCCCCUUUGAUCCUCCUUUGUGCUUGAACAUUACUCUCAAAAUUCGAUUUUUAUUCUCUUUUUUUGGAUUCGGAGCUGUGGCUGAUGACCAGAUUUGAGGGGUUGGGAUCUCUUUCUGAUUCUAAUUCAUUGUGCCGGCUCUUUGGUUACCUAUACUAAUUUUCCCGUCCACUUGGAGCUGUUGUCGAUCAUACCAUUUGGCGAUUGGUAAAUUGCUAUCAAUAACUCGUGAUCGGAAGCAAAUUGAAGGCGAUACACGACUACACGAGGUGUAAUCAAGUGUAUGUGGAGGCAGAUGAAGCCGGUAUUGAAGAGCCAAUUGGCCGAGGAGGAGGGAGAUUAUUUCCCUGCGACGCCGAGGAAGGGCUGGUCGAUCGGGCUGAUGAAGUUCGUCUCGAUUCUUGUUGUUUUCAUGGCAGGGGCGGUGCUGGGCCUGUCGGUGAGCGCCCAUUUCAACAAGUACUUCAAUUCGCAGGCUGAUCUCUUCUUUCCGAGGACCAUGUACACGGCGAAUUGCGACAGGGAUUGCUUGAGCAUCAAGAGUUUCGUGAAUCCGUCGCAUCUGAUGCACACCAUGACCGAUGAUGAGCUCUUCUGGCGGGCGACGAUGGUGCCCAAGAUGGAGGACUACCCCUUCGAGAGGGUGCCCAAGGUAGCCUUCAUGUUCCUCACACGGGGGCCUCUGCCGUUUGUGCCGCUGUGGGAUAAGUUCCUCAGAGGCCAUGAGGGCUUGUAUUCAGUUUAUGUGCAUGCGCUUCCUGACUACAAGCUCAAUGUCUCGGAGGAUUCUGCUUUCUAUGGCCGCCAAGUCCCCAGCUUGGAAGUUUCAUGGGGUUCGGUUACUCUGGUGGAUGCAGAGAAGCGUCUCUUGGCCAAUGCUCUCCUGGAUUUCUCCAAUGAGCGGUUUGUUUUGCUCUCUGAGAGUUGUAUACCAGUACACAAUUUCCCCGCUGUAUAUGAGUACCUCAUAAACUCAGAGCACAGCUUUGUUGAGUCCUAUGAUGAUGAUUCCUCACAAGGCCGCGGCCGUUACAGCCGCUACAUGGCCCCUCAUAUCAAACUCUAUCAAUGGAGGAAGGGGUCUGAGUGGUUCGAGCUCAACCGUGAUUUGGCUGUGACUAUUGUUGCAGACUACAGGUACUAUGCCAUCUUCAGGAAAUACUGUAAGCCUUCUUGCUAUCCUGAUGAGCACUACAUCCCGACUUACCUGAAUAUGUUCCAUGGGUCUCUGAAUGCAAACCGGAGCUUGACUUGGGUUGACUGGUCGAGGGGAGGGCCUCACCCAGCGAGAUACGGCGCUCCAAACAUUACAGCGGAGUUUAUUCAGGCAAUAAGAAAUAAUGGGACCUUCUGUAUGUACAAUUCAAGGCCGACUUCUGUUUGUUUCCUCUUUGCAAGGAAGUUUGCUCCAAAUGCACUGGAACCUCUACUCAACCUCACUUCAGUAAUGGGUUUCUGACUUCUUUGUUCGGCAUGCUGAUUUAUUGCCUUCAGGUGAUGCUCCAUCCACUUCUCAGUGAUCAGGGUGGAAUCAUUCUGAUGCUACCACCAGGGCAUCCUUGCCUCCUCUGGAUUUGGACUAGAGGCGAGUCUCGGAUGGUUUUUUUUCUAGUGGACUUCAGAUUAGGUGGCAAGGAUGUGAAGGUGCCAGACACGGAGCUUCAAUUUCUUAUUCAAUAUCCUUAUUUAAUUUUAGUUUUGUACAAGAGAUCUUGUAAUGCAUUUGUUCGGAUACUAAUCUGUGAAUACGAAUUCAUCAUUCAUUUUGUCAUUUUAAGUUCAA